AUGAACCCAGAGUUCAGGCGCAAUCUGGGUGUGAAUGAGCUUGUGGCCGGCGCUCCUCUGAUAACCCCGUCUCCCACCGACACCAUGCGCACCACUGCUGCGAGACCGAACCGCCCGAUCUUAGGACCCGGAGUGUCUGGGGAGCCGGCUGGAGACGAGAAGACCCAGCCGAUCGUUCGGAAGCGAAGAGGGGGCAGUCGCAGAGCGUGUAACGAGUGCAAGCAGCAGAAGCUGCGAUGUGAUAUCGUCCAAGCUCCCUCAGCAGCGUGCUCUCGCUGUAAGAGGCUUAAUAUAGAAUGCAAGGUUGAGUCGUCGUUCAAGCGGAUAUCUAAACGACGACGCAAUGCCGAAAUGGAAAAGGAGAUUGCCGAUCUUCGUCGUCGGCUGGCAACCGGUGAAUACCCUAGGGAAUCUCUUGACUCAAACACCAAUGACGAAGAGAACGAUUCGUCGGGUGAAGUGUACUAUGCUCCCCAUUCUCCGCCUGCCUCGUCGCGAGCUCAGUCCCUGUCAGUCUCUGUCGACCAACAGGCAUCACCGAUGAGACGGCCUACGGUACCUCAUACUUCCAGCGAACCUGUUGUCUCCCAGGGCAACAACGUAUGGAGUCUAGAGGAUAUCUCGCUGUCGAAACCGCGCAUUACUCGACUUUUCGAUCAGUAUUUCAAAUUCUACCACCCAUUCCUUCCGCUAUUGGAUCCUACAAAAGGUCCCGAAGAAUAUUUCAGUUGCUCUGAAAUUCUUGCCUGGACUAUCAUCUGCGUAUCUAGCCGUCGCUGCCCUUAUGAGUCCGGCCUAUUAGUAUCUCUAUCAGGCCCUUUUAGUCGACUGUUGUGGGCAAGUAUCAGUAGCGUUCCACAGAACUACCACGUGGUUCAGGCGCUCUGUCUACUUUGUACAUGGCCCUUACCGACUACCAGUCAAAAAAGCGAUCAGACUUUUAUGCUCAGCGGUUUAAUGAUGAAUCUUGCGAUGCAGCUUGGUUUACAUCGCCCUGUUCAGCCGGAGGAGUUCACGACAUUCCGAAUGGAGGUUAGAGGCGAGGAAUUGAAGGACCGACUGCAGACGUGGUUCCUUUGCAACAUCGUGGCCCAAAAUGUUGCCACCGGGUAUGGCCAGCCUCCCAGCACGAUAUACGAUUGGGCAUUGGAACCGGCUUCUCUCAGGGCUGCCGAUUACCGUCUGCCAGAGGAGUUGAAGGUUCGGCUGCGCAUUGAGAAGUUUUGUGAUCGAGUAACCAGAAGUUUAUACAAUGGCCGACCAGAGCCAUCAGAAUUCAUCAGCAUGGAGAAAUUGCUUCUGGUCGGUGUUCUAGAGGAGGAGUUGAAAGAGAUGGAAUUAGAUUAUGCAGACAACAUUUCACAAAUCAACUUGAUCCAUCUACGAGCUGCGAAUCUACAUUUACGAUAUUUUGUAUUCCUUAGCUCCAAUCCCCGCAGCGAUGACCUCACGAACCUCUUUCUAGCAACGACAUCAUUUCUAGGACGCGUUUUAGAACUGGAAACAUCACCUGGAAACCUACUCAUCCACGCCACAAACUACAUUCUACAGAUGAUAGUUUCCGCGGCUUUCGCUUUGAUGAAACUUCUGAAAAGCCCCUUUGCGCGACAAAUCGACAUUGACCACGGCAAAUUCCUCUUCAACGGGGCCAUCUCAUCAAUCCGGAGAAUCAGCGUCGUCGACAACGACCGCCCUGUGCGUCUCGCCAAUGUCAUUUCCCAAAUGUGGAACUCAGGGAGCUCGGGCGACGAUUCGCUUCAUUUGGGGAUUCGUAGUCGGAUGAGCAUGAGCCAUGUAUACGACACAGUCUGGCGCUGGCGCCGACGGUUCAAGCAGCACAAGGUGGCUGACGAGGGCCAGGUCGCCUCAUCCACCCAAAACAACAAUUCAACCGGUGUAAUCGGGUCACAUCCCGAACAAGCCCUCAACGACCCGAGUCUGAUGCUAUCGACGAAUUUCGACGAUGCAUUCAUGAACGAGGCCAGCUUUUCAGACGUUUUUGACUCACUGAAUUGGGUUUUUGAUGGAAUUCCAGAGUCGUUUAUUGCGCCAUCUGGGAUGUAA
This is a messenger RNA of Talaromyces proteolyticus, 2064 nucleotides long. RefSeq names its product putative C6 transcription factor. The coding region runs from base 1 to 2064 and encodes 687 amino acids. Gene Ontology annotation, biological process: DNA-templated transcription; regulation of DNA-templated transcription. Gene Ontology annotation, cellular component: nucleus. The transcript is spliced from 7 exons. Gene Ontology annotation, molecular function: DNA-binding transcription factor activity, RNA polymerase II-specific; zinc ion binding; transcription cis-regulatory region binding. NCBI's taxonomy places the organism in Eukaryota, Fungi, Ascomycota, Eurotiomycetes, Eurotiales, Trichocomaceae. The record is from RefSeq and is a predicted model, not a curated record.